This is a messenger RNA of Penicillium digitatum Pd1, 1668 nucleotides long. Its product is annotated as CeGAL family transcription factor. Gene Ontology annotation, molecular function: DNA-binding transcription factor activity, RNA polymerase II-specific; DNA binding; zinc ion binding. The record is from RefSeq and is a predicted model, not a curated record. Gene Ontology annotation, biological process: regulation of DNA-templated transcription; DNA-templated transcription. Lineage: Eukaryota; Fungi; Ascomycota; Eurotiomycetes; Eurotiales; Aspergillaceae.
AUGGCAACCUGGGGUGAGGAAACCACAUCUAUAGAUUCUCACAGCAACAGCGCCAGCGGCAUGAGCUGGAAUGAUCGGAAUGACGUCGAGUACUGGCUUCCAGAUAAUCUUGAUUCUCAAGUCCCUGUUUUUGAAUACCCAGGAAGUAAUGUAUAUCUCAGGCCAUCUCUUCCAUCUAUCAUUCAACCAGUUCCCGAUGCUGGGGCCAUGGGAAUGCCCCCGCAGGAAGCUCCAAAUUUGCCAUUCUCACCAACCGUGGGGUCCAUGCACUCAGAUACCCAGGAGAGUGAUGCAGUAUGGCCAUCCACCAUCAGCGAAGCGAAUAUGAUCCCUUGGAUUGAUGUCUACUUUGAUCGGCUACAUCCGACCUUACCUGUCCUCAACCGAUCAUCUCUGUAUACAUCAAUGAUCACACAGGAACAUCGCAAGAAUUCUCAAUUUGGGGCCAUGCUCUUGUCUUUAUGUGCAUUCUCGCUCACACAGCCAAUCGAAAUCAAUGAGCGGCAGACAACCUCAUCUCGAGCUCUGCAGGCACGAGCUAUGAUGAACGCAGCGACCAAAAUGCGAAGCUGUUCAGAUUUUGGCGAGAACCCAACCCUUGAAGCUGUCCUGACAAGCUUUUUCCUCUUUGGCUGUUUGUUUGGAAGUAACCAGCACAACGCAGCGUGGCUCCGGAUACGGGAGGCACUAGAUCUUGCAGCCACGCUGGGAUUGAAUGAUCCCGAGUCAUAUCAGGAUCUGUCUGGGGAAGAGAAAGGCCAACGACUACGAACGUAUCUCGUCCUCUCUAUUACGGAAAGAGCCUAUGCUUUGCAACGGCGCCACCCAAUCACUUUCUGGGGGAAGCCAGGAUUUACCAUGCGAUCAGUGCAUGACUUUAUCCAAAGCGCCACGCAUAGCGUCGUGUCUGGCAUUAUGGUCCACAAUGAGAAAGACGCCGAGGGGAUGAUGGGUCUCGCACGAAUGAUGGAAUUAUUCGAUGCCAUUGACGAAGAUGUCAUUGAUUGCUGGAACCGCCGAUGUGAUAGCAGCAGUGGGUACUGCCAACGGCUCACCGAAGUCAAGGCACUCUCCAUCCACCAAAACCUCAAUCGAGUCAACCAAGCCGAACGAUAUCGCGGCUAUGACUGGUUCGAGCGAGCCAAGGGAGGCCGUGGCGAAACCAGCAAUGUCACAUUUGCCAUGGGCCUACGAGAGACCCAAGCAGCGGACGUGUUUAUUACCCAGAAAUGGCUCCAGAACCGUGUCUGGCUCCUCUCCUCAACCCACGGGCUUCUGAGUGCCCAUUCGGAACAUCCCGAGCUCACCUUCGGAUAUGCCGUAUCCGUUGCUGAAACUACUCUUCAGCUGUGUCAGUCAUUACGAUUGAGCUCCAUGGAAGCCCAUGGCAUCGGUCUGACCGAAAAACUGUACGAUAUCGCAAUCUGCGCAACGAACAUCUUAUGCAAUACAAGCCCGUCUUACGGGGUUGGCCCGAACAUGCCCGUCAAUUUCACCGAAAGAAUACCAGCAACCACGACUUCUAUGCCCCAGAGUCUUGUAGAAGACUUUUUGUUACUCAUGACCAGCUUCCGCGGUGGAAACCACCCCUAUCUGGAGAAGUAUAGAGCUCAUCUACGCUCGCUACAGAUUAUGGAACCCAAAGCGCCGGAGUGGCCACAACGAUGA